This is a messenger RNA of Punica granatum (pomegranate), 1057 nucleotides long. NCBI's taxonomy places the organism in Eukaryota, Viridiplantae, Streptophyta, Magnoliopsida, Myrtales, Lythraceae. The record is from RefSeq and is a predicted model, not a curated record.
AUUAUCUGGUUUCAUCCAAAAUAAAAUAAAAUAAAAUGCGAUAAAAGAAAAUUCCCAAACGAAUUCUCUACUUCUCUGGAACAGUACCGAUCCGUCUGCAAGUGCGACAUCGAGCUGGACGACGGGUCAAAGGCGCUGUCGUCUCCGUCGCCGGCAGAGAGAAGCUGCAUUUGUUGGGGUUAGUAACAAAUUUCGUCGAAAAUUGGGAACUGCAUACGUGUUCAGAGUGAGAUGGGUUCCGAAGGGCCAAAGGCUGUCAGAAUCAAUGUGACUGGGUUCGAGAAAUUCCAAGGAGUUUCCCAGAAUCCCACAGAGACUAUAGUUAACAAUCUGAGAGAUUUCGUCGAGAAGAAAGGGCUGCCACCUGGUGUGACGCUCGGUUCUUGCACGGUGCUUGAGGCUGCAGGUGAUGGGGCACUUCCCAUGCUUUACAAAGUCCUGGAAUCGGGAACCCCACCUGUGGAUUCUGUGAGCAACGAACAAGUCAUAUGGCUUCAUCUCGGGGUCAAUAGCGGCGCCCUUAAAUUUGCGAUUGAGCAGCGGGCGGUGAAUGAAGCCACUUUUCGUUGUGCAGAUGAGAUGGGAUGGCAACCUCAGCAAACCCCAAUUGUAGCAGAAGAUGGUGAAAUUUCUCGAAGACGACAGAGUUCUUGCUCGACGGAGUCGAUCUUGAAGUUCCUGAAGAGGAAGGGCUACGACGUGGCGAUUUCUCACAACGCGGGCCGCUUUGUUUGCAAUUACAUCUACUACCACUCCCUUCGGUUCGCCGAAGAAAGGGGUCACAAAUCCCUGUUUGUCCAUGUUCCUCUGUUUGCCCGAAUCAAUGAAGAGACUCAGAUCAAUUUUGUAGCCACUCUUUUGGAAGCUAUUGCAGCUUGCUGUUGAUAAUGGUUUUUAGAAAUGUUUGUUCCAAUUCCCAUCCCAAUUUCCUUUUCUUCACCUGUCUAUCUGCUUGGGAGUGUAAAUUGUAUAAAAGACAGAGGUUGUCUGAUGCUUGCUGAUUGUUGUUUUGCUCCUGUGAGAAGAUUGUUCCGUCUCUUAUUCAUUUGUUCUCCAA